Messenger RNA from Xenopus laevis (African clawed frog), 2549 nucleotides. RefSeq names its product StAR related lipid transfer domain containing 3 L homeolog (gene stard3.L). The record is from RefSeq and is marked provisional. Gene Ontology annotation, molecular function: cholesterol transfer activity; lipid binding; cholesterol binding. Gene Ontology annotation, biological process: cholesterol transport; lipid transport. Lineage: Eukaryota; Metazoa; Chordata; Amphibia; Anura; Pipidae. Gene Ontology annotation, cellular component: late endosome membrane; lysosomal membrane; late endosome.
GAGAGAGAGAGAGAAAGAGACCGGCUGGGGGAAGAAGUGGAAGAGGCUCUGGGAAGAUGAAUUGCUGACCUGGGCCCUUUCCUGCUUUUAAUCAUUCAGCGCCCCCUUUUCUCAAAAUGACGAAAAUUCCUGGGGAUUUCCAGCCGGAUCUGGAGAGGAGCCUUCCAGCCAUUGCCUCCAUGAGCCAGAGCCACGUCUUCUCUCCACGUUCCCUUCUGCCACGAGAACAGCGGCGGGCGAUAUCCGACGUGCGCCGAACUUUUUGUCUGUUUGUCACUUUUGACCUGCUUUUUAUCUCCCUGCUUUGGAUCAUUGAACUGAAUACUAAUAAUGGCAUUGAGAAGAACUUGGAGGAGGAGAUCUUGUAUUAUGAUUUUAAAAACUCCUUUUUUGAUAUAUUUCUUCUCGCAGUGUUCCGUUUCUCCGUCCUCAUCCUCGCUUACGCCAUAGUGCGCCUUCGUCACUGGUGGGCCAUUGCGAUCACCACCCUUGUGACCAGUGCAUUUCUCAUUGUGAAGGUUAUUCAGUCUGGACUCCUGUCAAAGGGGGCAUUUGGCUAUGUGUUGCCAAUAGUGUCCUUUGUGUUGGCCUGGCUGGAGACCUGGUUCCUUGACUUCAAGGUCCUGACUCAGGAGGCGGAGGAGGAGAGAUGGUAUAUUGCUGCUCAAGCUGCGGCUACCCAUCCCUCUCUUCUAUACAAUGGAGCGCUCUCAGAUGGACAGUUCUACUCUCCUCCAGAGUCAUUUGCAGGGUCAGAUAAUGAAUUUGAUGAUGAAGAGGAAGCAGCCGGGAGGAAGGCAGUAACACCACAGGAGCGGGAGUAUGUUCGACAGGGAAAAGAGGCCUUGCUGGUUAUUGAGCAGAUCCUGAGCCAAGAGGCUAACUGGAAAUUCGAGAAGAGCAGUGAUGCUGGAGAUGUGGUGUAUUCAUUAGAGGUUCCUUUCCACGGAAAGACUUUUAUCCUGAAGACUCUAAUGCAGUGCCCUGCGGAAACUGUGUACCAGGAGGUCAUCCUGCAGCCCGAAAAGAUGGUUUUAUGGAAUAGGACGGUGGCUCUGUGUCAGGUCUUGCAGCGAAUAGAUGAUAACACACUCGUAUCCUAUGAUGUAGCAGCAGGAGCAGCUGGUGGCAUGGUAUCACCCAGGGAUUUUGUUAAUGUCCGACGUAUUGAGAGAAGGAAGGAUCGAUACAUUUCUGCUGGAAUCUCCACCACACACAUUUCCAGACCUCCACUCACAAAAUAUGUUCGAGGAGAAAAUGGCCCAGGAGGAUUUCUAGUACUUAAGUACCCCAAGAAUCCUUCUAUGUGCACCUUCAUUUGGGUCCUCAACACAGAUCUGAAGGGUCGCUUACCUCGCUCCCUAAUCCACCAGAGUCUGGGCGCCACAAUGUUUGAGUUCUGCAGUCACCUCCGGAAAAGAAUCCGGGAUGUUCACGGUGAAACAUCUUAACAAAUCAGAGGCCUUAACCUGCUCUGUGUGCUGUCCACAAGCCAAGGCGCUGAUCCGAGGCUGCUGACUGCAACUAAUCCUUCAUUUCAAUUAACAGAAGGGCGGAACAGUCCGUGUUCCCUUUCCACCUUCUACUCCAUCCAUUACGGAACAGUUACUUUAUUGGCUUCUUUCUCUCUCUGCCUCCCUGGAAGCUGGGAGUGUCGACUCUCUAGUGCCUAAAUGAGGAAUGGCCAGAAGUCAGGUUAAUGAUGUUUGGUGAUGAAGGUCUUACAUUCCUCUCCGUGGUUAAAGAAGUUGGGUGACCGUCCAAUCAUAGUGCUGCGAAUGCCUUCAAGGCAGAGUGUGAGUGGCGUUUCACAGCUGCCAAUCAAACUGUUUCAUUAUAAUGACUAUAGAUUCCCGGGGGAGGUUUUGAGGUCCGUCCACCCUGGCGGUGUAAGAAGGUUUAGAGACUCUAUAAAUGAUUAGGAAAGAAUUGUUGAAGGCAUUUUAUGUGCUCUGUAUUAUGCACCGAACUGGAUCAAACAGGGCAGGUGGGUGCACGAGUAGGUUAAAAGGGGGGAGAUUUAGGGUGGCAGCAUGUUCACUGAAGGUUUCUGUAUAACCUGGUUUUAGAACGCAGGCAUUACAUUAAUGCACCUGGCUUUGUGGCACUAACACAAGCCCCGAAAUCGUUUAAAUCCACUUUUGUGUUGUUUGUUGUCUAAUUUGGGUGGGUGGGAUUUAUUAUUUUAAGGACUGGCCUCUCUGCUCCUGCCACCUCACCCUCCUUUUAUCUUAAAUAUGUCGCUCUACGGCUGCUCAAUUGCACCUCCUGCCAUCUUAUUGGCGUCUCAUUGGCGUCUCAUUGACAUCUUAACGGCUGCUUUGGGAGUCGCAUUUCAGUAACAGCCGGCGCCGUUCCCUCUUUCUCUUCAGUGUUCCACGAGAGUUGCACAAUUGCACCUUCUCUCCUUUUGUCUGGACUUACAAAAGGUGCCACACUCACUGCCCUUGACUUUGCUAGUGUCACAUAACACUCUGUUUUUGUUUUUCGUUUAUUAUUUGUUUUUCUAACCGGAGAAUGAAGACAAUAUUUGCAAAAAAAAAAAAAAA